Messenger RNA from Psammomys obesus (fat sand rat), 1898 nucleotides. RefSeq names its product dihydrouridine synthase 2 (gene Dus2). Gene Ontology annotation, cellular component: cytoplasm. NCBI's taxonomy places the organism in Eukaryota, Metazoa, Chordata, Mammalia, Rodentia, Muridae. The coding region runs from base 115 to 1596 and encodes 493 amino acids. The transcript is spliced from 16 exons. The record is from RefSeq and is a predicted model, not a curated record. Gene Ontology annotation, biological process: tRNA dihydrouridine synthesis. Gene Ontology annotation, molecular function: tRNA dihydrouridine synthase activity; flavin adenine dinucleotide binding; tRNA binding.
UCCUCAGUACGGUGGCUGACGCGGAUCAGCGUGGCGUGUGGUGUGGCUGCAGCACCGUCCGGAAGGAGGGAGGAUCCUUAGAAUUCAGUGGCUGCGAGGCAUAGCAGAGGAGGGAUGAUUGUGAAUAGCCUCUCCCUGUGCUACCACAAUAAGAUCAUCUUAGCCCCUAUGGUUCGAGUGGGGACUCUACCAAUGCGACUGCUAGCCCUGGAUUAUGGAGCAGACAUUGUUUACUGUGAGGAGCUGAUUGACCUUAAGAUGCUUCAGUGCAAGAGAGUUGUCAAUGAGGUGCUUGGCACAGUGGACUUCGUUGCUCCUGAUGACCGAGUGGUCUUUCGUACCUGUAAAAGAGAACAGAGCAGGGUGGUCUUCCAGAUGGGGACUUCAGACGCAGAGAGAGCCCUUGCUGUGGCCAGGCUUGUAGAAAAUGAUGUGGCUGGUAUUGAUGUCAACAUGGGCUGUCCAAAAGAAUAUUCCACCAAGGGAGGCAUGGGAGCUGCUCUGUUGUCAGACCCAGACAAGAUUGAGAAGAUCCUCAGCACUCUUGUUAAAGGAACACACAGACCUGUGACCUGUAAAAUCCGAAUCCUGCCAUCGCUGGAAGAUACCCUGAAGCUUGUGAAGCGGAUAGAGAGUACUGGCAUUUCAGCCAUUGCAGUUCAUGGGAGGAAUCGGGAGGAACGGCCUCAGCACCCUGUCAGCUGUGAAGUUAUAAGAGCCAUCGCUGAAACCCUCUCUAUUCCUGUCAUAGCCAAUGGAGGUUCCCAUGACCAUAUCCAGCAGCAUUUGGAUAUAGAGGCCUUUCGACAAGCCACAGCUGCUUCUUCAGUGAUGGUGGCUCGAGCAGCCAUGUGGAACCCCUCUAUCUUCCUCAAGGAUGGCCUUCGUCCCCUGGAGGAAGUCAUGCAGAAGUAUAUCAGAUACGCAGUGCAGUAUGAUAACCACUACACCAACACCAAGUACUGCUUGUGCCAGAUGCUGCGGGAACAGUUGGAGUCGCCCCAGGGAAGGUUGCUUCAUGCUGCCCAGUCUUCCCAGGAAAUCUGUGAGGCCUUUGGCCUGGGUGUCUUCUAUGAGGAGACCGUUCGGGAGCUCGAUGCCCGGAGAGCUGACCUCUUAGCCAAGACUCCAGAGGCCUUUGAGGAUCCAGCUGAAGACACCUCUGGUAUCAUUAAGAUGGCUAUCAGGUUUGACCGGAGAGCAUACCCACCCCAAAUUACCCCCAAGAUGUGCCUGCUGGAAUGGUGUCGGAGAGAGAAGUUGCCUCAGCCUGUGUAUGAAACAGUUCAACGACCUAUAGAUCGCAUGUUCUGCUCUGUUGUCACUGUUGCAGAAAAAAAGUACCAGUCCACCUUGUGGGACAAGUCCAAGAAACUGGCAGAGCAGACUGCAGCCAUUGUCUGUCUGCGGAGCCAGGGCCUCCCUGAGGGUCGGCUCGGUGAGGAGAGUCCCUCCUUGAACAAACGCAAACGAGAGGCUCCUGAUCAAGACCCUGGGGGCCCAAGAGUUCAGAAGCCAGCACUAGCUGAGGAAAUAUGCAAGAAGCCAUUUGUAACCUUGGGAAGUAGUGAAGAGAAGCUCCUGGAAGGCUGCUGACUCCUACCCUGGUCGCCUGUGUGGGACUGAUAGGAAGGUGGUUAUAGGUGCUGGGACCUAAACAGGAUGCCAGUGGACAGUUUGCCGGCCCUUGACCUGCAGAAGUUAGAGGUCUUGGCCCAGGCCAUCAGCCUGAAACAAGUGCCAAGGAAUGUCCAGGGGUCAUACUAUCUCUCAUAGAUCUGAAUGGCUAAGCCAAGUUCCCAGCGACCUGAAUGUUUUGACAACAAGGUUUUCAGGCCUCACCUCUAACUUGACAUUGGUUCGUGCAAUAAAGACACCUGGACUCUCACCCAAAGCCA